CGCAACAGCGAUGAGCGCCAUCGUCGACAAGAGGCCACCGGGGAGCCCGAAGACCGCCUCCCCCAAACAAGCGCCGAAGAGCCCGCCCAAGGCGCCCAAGUCGCCGCCCAAGCCGCCGAGCAAGGCCAAGAGCCCGCCCGGGAGCCCCGACAGCAAAAAGAACGGCGAGAAGAGCAAACGGAGAGGACGGGCAAGUCGCGCCGCCAAGAAGGAGAAGGAAAAGCAAAAGGCCGCCGAGGACGCCGCCGUCAAGUCCAGUUUUGACUGCUCGAGCGCCAUCGCGAACGUGAGCGAGAACCUCUGGGUGUCUGCCGUGAGCGGUACGAAGAUGGGCGCCUCGCUCGAAGCUACGUUGUUGGAGUGCGGCGUCACAUCAAUCGUGAGCACAAUAGACAAGCCGACGCAGAACGAGAACUUCACGCAACUCGACGUCGACACGUCGCACGACGAGUGCUCGCCAAAUCUCCACGAGGCCUGCGACUUCAUCAGCGAGCAGAUCGAGUGCGGUGGAAGCGUCUUCGUCCACUCUCGAUCAGGCUUCGCGCGGAGCGAGUGGGCCGUAUUGAUCGUACUGGGCUACAUGGUCAAGUACGACAACAAGCCUCUGAUGGAGGCGAUCGAAGCUUUGACGGAGAAAACGAAGCGCCAGAUCUCGCCGGCGACACGAUGGCGGCGAGAGUUGCAGGCCUUCGAGGAGGAGGCGCUCGGCGAAACGUCAGUGGAUGACGACUGGGUCGCGAACGAGGGCGAGGCCGACGAGGUCUCGCACGCGCUGUCGCGGCAGCAGCUCGCCGAGAACCUCCACGACCGACGGCUCCUCAAGAAGAAGAGCCCCCACAAAUGAUCCCCG
Molecule: messenger RNA, 850 nt
Organism: Pelagomonas calceolata
Lineage: Eukaryota; Pelagophyceae; Pelagomonadales; Pelagomonadaceae
Source: the annotation of a GenBank genome assembly